UUGAGUUCCCACGAAGGAAAUUACGAAUCUGUUAAGCUACAGAUUUGGUGUUCUUAUAAUGGAUCAAACUAUGUGAGAUCUGUUUAGAAGCUACAACUGAAAGUGGCUCAGCUCUCGGAGUGGGCUCAACCUCAUAGCUUGCUUCAAGUUUUCAUAGCGUUGAUAUGGCUACGGAGGACCUAAGAAUCAAUAUCAAAGAGCUUCAGUAUGACAGGCAGCGACUUUCAGCAUUAGUUUUCCAACCUCUUCAAGAAAUUAAAGAUUUUGUGGCCCGAAACUUAAGGUUGGACGAAGUAGAUCACAUCGUCUUACUUCUCCGCAAUGCUAUUCGAAGUGACACAUUGAGAACUGUCACGGACGGCGAAGCUCUAAUCGCGGUUCUUAAUCUAUAUUAUGGAAAAGAUAAUUUGCGAGUUGUGCAGCGCCUCUUGAAGAAGAUAAAUUGUCACGAUCUCCUCCAAGUAGUCAGUAAGUGGGAAAGUCGCAGCAACCCGGUGCAUCCACGAGUUUUUCAAGAGUGUGGCUACUUUCCAUUAUGGAUAAGGAUCAGAAACCAUUUUACAUGGUUCUCUGAGAACAAGAAGACAAUAUUGCAGAAGAUCAGAAGACUUUUCCACAUCCCUGAGAUUGCCCAAGGUGACCCUGAUUGGGAAACAAUUAUAUACAUGGGAGUUUCCUUUGGUGCAUCAGACCUUCUGGUUUACAUGUUAGUGCCUGAGUGUGCACGUAAACAUGUCCGUUCCUCUCUUGGAAGAAACGAUGUCUGUCUCACUAUGCAGCAAUUAAGUAUAAUUGGGAUUUACUUUGGAAGGAAGACGAAGAGAAAUGGUUUUGGUGAUGACCUUUCCCUUACCAGCUUUACAUCCAUGAAUGAGUCUUUGCAAAGUGACUUCGUUCAAGAUGGUAAAGAUCAGGAGGUUUUGCAUCACUAUAAAGCUACAAGUGAAACAAAGAAUGGAUGUUAUAAUGGUAAACAGGAACAAAAUCAGAGUAAUUUGAGUAACCAAGAUUUUUCACAAUCAGUUGUGUCACCAGAAAGAGGAAAUGCAAAAGUUGUACAAACAAACAUGGGCUACAUUGAUACUGCCUCUCCUGAAGACAAAUCAGACUUGCCCAUCAGGGUAGUGCGGCCAAAGAUAAUGUAUAUUGACCACAAUGUCCAGGCUGCCAUGGAUGUGGAAGAUUCACCAGUGAGAAGCAAAGCUGUAUCUGGUAAAGAACAGGAUCAGAUUAUUGUAAAAGAAACCUCAGAAAUGACAGAAUCGAUGCCCCCAAAGUCAUCUCCAGGUCACAGGGGUCAGCAUCAGUGGCAAGAAGAUAGAGAAUGGGUUCCAGCAAUUGAAAGUUUGAUUGUACCAGAGGUCAAGCAGAGCAAAGAGCUGCAGUCCUGGAGCAUUCCUGAGGAGCUUUACCACACAAGUCAAGGCAACGCCACAGGUGACAGUCACAGAGGUUGGUCACAUAACACUUCCUUGGAAAAUAAAACUGGCCAGAAGUGGUCAGACAAUGAAAGAGUUGAGAGCAAUAAAAAGAGAACAUCUGUUUUAGACUUUUCAUUUGAAGACAGUUGUGUUGAUGGGGAGAGAGGCUGGUACUCUCAAAGUCCACCCAAAAAAUCACACAUUGGAACAGCAGUUGUGGAAAAUGGCCCCACAUCAACAAAAUCAAAGUUGAUUCCAUCAGAAAUAACAACUUCCAAAUCAGAAAACACCAGAACAUUCACUUCAACAGCAACAUUCCAAAUCAGUAGGAGGAAUAGAAAUGCCAAUUCUCAUCAGAAACAUAUGAGUUCUCUGAAUGGUGAAAUUUAUAAGACAGAAGCCCUGCCAUCCUUAAAUAUGAGCCAAUCAGAUUUUAAUGAUAAGAGAGUGAUGACAAAGGAUAAUCAGGGGAUUCCAAGGCAACCAGAGCCUGGUUCCUCUUGGUAUGAGGAUACAGCUUUGGAGGACUCCUUAUACAGAGAAAUGGUACCUGAACCAGAACCUGAAGACACACAGCAGUUUCAUCCUGUUGAAGAUUACCAUCUUGAUAAUAUGAAACCCCAGCAAGCGGCUGUGACUCCAAGAAUUUACUCUGCAAGGACAACAAAUGGAAGAGCUCACACUCCAAUAUACUCCCCUCCAGAAAGUUUCAGGGAUGCCACCCCUGUAAGUGGCAAGCUGGUGAUGGUGAAAACUGCACUUGUUGAUCAACCAAGGCAGAAGCUAUCUGUAGUCAUGGUCCAUCAUGACAGGGAAGACUCACCGAGAGACUCAAACAAUUUAAGGGAGUUUCCCAAAACAACUGGCAUGACCAGUGCUGGUUUCUACAGGCCUUUGGAUCAUAGCCCCCAAGAAUAUAAUCAAUAUAAUGAUUAUAGUCCUAAAAAUUCAAAUGGACAAUCACAACAGUUUUCAACCCUGAAGGCAGAGAGUGAAGUGUUGUCAGAUUAUGAUGACAGUGUCUUUACUGAUCAUGAAUACAGAGAUGAUGCUAGUGGAAGAUUUGCAGUGGUACCCCCUCCAUAUGUUCCUCCACCAGAAUACAAAAAGACUUUAAGAAAGUUGGAUGGAAAAUCAAAUGAUGAUUCUACCAGCAUAGACACAUAUAGUUCAGAUCGUGUUCAUAAGAGUCCUCUCCUGUCAGCUGCAAGUGUAAGUUCAAUAUACAAAGAGAAAGAAAUGUUUCUCAGCAGAGAAGAAUUACAGAUGAGUAUAAAAGGGGCUGAGGACAAAGAAAUAGAAAAACAGAUAGAACUUUGUAAAGAUCUCAUGGUUGCUGCUAAAGCGGGGGAUGAGGAUGAGGUGAAGAGAACCAUUGAUGAAGGAGUUGAUGUGAAUUAUCAAAAUGAGUUUGGUCAGUCUGCAAUGAUGGUUGCCAGCUGGGAAGGACAUCUUGGAAUUGUAGAGGCCUUGCUUAGUGAUGACGCUGAUCCUAAUUUACAGGACG
This is a messenger RNA of Pocillopora damicornis (cauliflower coral), 2928 nucleotides long. RefSeq lists its product as uncharacterized. Gene Ontology annotation, molecular function: protein binding. Lineage: Eukaryota; Metazoa; Cnidaria; Anthozoa; Scleractinia; Pocilloporidae. The record is from RefSeq and is a predicted model, not a curated record.